Messenger RNA from Beauveria bassiana ARSEF 2860, 705 nucleotides. RefSeq names its product RNA binding protein Pym, putative. The record is from RefSeq and is a predicted model, not a curated record. Gene Ontology annotation, molecular function: RNA binding. Bases 1 to 705 code for a protein of 234 amino acids. Gene Ontology annotation, biological process: exon-exon junction complex disassembly. NCBI's taxonomy places the organism in Eukaryota, Fungi, Ascomycota, Sordariomycetes, Hypocreales, Cordycipitaceae. The transcript has a single exon. Gene Ontology annotation, cellular component: exon-exon junction complex; cytoplasm.
AUGCUACCGACGUCGACGAAUUCCGGCAUCGUGACCGACGAGGCGAGCGGCGAGCGCCACAUCCCAGAGUCUCUUCGCUCUGACGGAACUACUCGCAAAGCAAUCAAGAUUCGACCCGGCUAUCGACCCGCGGAAGACAUUGAACUAUACAAAGCCCGCAAUGUUGUCGCACAUCGCGAGCGCAUGCGCAUGGGUGUACCCGGGGCAGAGGCAGAGGCAUCCAAAGACGACGCGCCCCGGGCUUCGGGCGCCUCCAACACCGCUCAGGACCGCGAUAGAUCUACAUCCGGUUCCUGGAGACGUGUAGAGAAUAGCACGCCAGCCACGAUCACGCCCACCACAUCAGUCGCUGGCAAUAAGAACGCAAAGCGACGGGAGGCGCGCAAGAAGGCCAAGUCUACUGAUUUGGCUGACGCAACACCUCUGAAGGAAACCGAUGCUUCGCAAAAUUUGAAGCCGCCUAAGGCUGAAAAACUCGACCCCGAAGUCGAGCGCGAAAAGAAAGUCCGCAAUCUGAAGAAGAAGCUAAAACAGGCCAAGGACCUGAAGGCUAAGAAAGACGAGGGUCAGGGUCUACUGCCAGAGCAAAUUGCCAAGGUGAUAAAGAUAAACGAGCUGACACGGGAAUUGAACGCUUUGGGAUUCAACGACGAAGCUGACACAAAGAAGCCUGCUGCGCCGGGGUCUGAUAAGGCUUCUGCCUAG